This is a messenger RNA of Geosmithia morbida, 1749 nucleotides long. RefSeq names its product Lysophospholipase L1 or related esterase. The transcript has 7 exons. The record is from RefSeq and is a predicted model, not a curated record. The coding region runs from base 1 to 1749 and encodes 582 amino acids. Gene Ontology annotation, molecular function: hydrolase activity. NCBI's taxonomy places the organism in Eukaryota, Fungi, Ascomycota, Sordariomycetes, Hypocreales, Bionectriaceae.
AUGCUCCCAGUCUCUCUCGUCGCAUCCUGCCUGCUGCCUGCUGCCUCAGCGGCAGCAGCAUCGUUCUCCUCGAGCUCAGAGAAGUCCCCAGCCUUCUUCUUGGCAGGCGACUCGACGACAGCUUCCAACGGCGGAUGGGGCGAUGCCUUCCUCGCGUCUCUUACCCACGAGUCUUGGGGGCUCAACUUUGCUGCCUCGGGCGCAUCAACGGUCUCAUUCAAAGCCGAUGGCUUCUGGACAGACCUCACAUCUCAUGUCAGGGAUAACGCAGACUACUUUGACAUUCUUGUCACCAUUCAGUUUGGCCACAAUGACCAGAAGGAGGCUCUUCACAUCUCGCCCGAGGAGUUCGAGGCCAACCUAGAGUCAAUGGCGUCUGAGAUCCGAAGCCUCGGUGCCUGGCCUAUCGUCAUAUCGCCCCUCACCAGGAGAGUCUUUGAUACUCACGGGUCGGUGGUCCCGUCACUCGAGACUGAGCGCCAGCUGUCCGAACUGGCCGCCUCCAACACGCAGAGCAUAUUCCUCGACCUCAACCAAGCCAGCGCCAACUAUGUCCACUCCAUCGGCGAGAAGGCCAGCCAUGAGUACAACCUGGCCGCCAACGACACGACACAUCUGAACGAGCACGGGGCCGUCGUCUUUGGCCGCAUGGUGGCCGACCUGCUCCUGGAACAGGCGCCCGGCCUGAGAGAGCACGCCAGCGUGCCUCCAUCUAGGGAGCGCAGCAGCAAGGUCAACGACGAGAACGACAAGAACAGCAACGAGAACAAUGGUUGGCUGAUGAAGGGCAUCAACCCCCCAGUCAACACGGUCCCGCCGAAGGACAGCAAUCCCAUGAAGAGGAAGGACAGGAGCAACCACGGCAGCACCAGAAGACCACCGCCGUCGUCCAGGUCCGGAGCAGAGAGAUACGCCUCGACCUCGACCUCGUCUCCUUCCAACGUUGGUGGUGGUGCCAUGGUACCGGGCCGGGCUCGUGAGACGGCCAUCACGAUACCCUCGGACGAGAGCUCGUCAUCGUCGUCAUCGUCGUCCUCGUCCUCGUCCUCCUCGGGCGACGACAGCGAGGACGACGGCUCAUCCGCCGUUUGGAAGCCGGUGCUCGGCAAGCUGAGCAACGCUGGCAAGUCCGCCGUCAAGGAUCUGGCUAAGUCUCCGGUCAGUAAGGCGGUGGCGGCGACGACGCCCGGAUGCACCCCGAUCAAGGAGGAGAAGAGGACGCCUGGUGGCGUCGGGGAGGUCUCCUGUGCCAAGGUCAAGUCUUCUGACGAUGAUGAGUCUCUUGAUGAUGACGUUCGACUUGUUGUUGAUGAGCCGUCUGGGGAGAAGGUGCAAUUUCGUCCCAUAGCGAGAUGCCGGCCUCGGGCUAUGCCUUGCUUCAACUGCGUCCGGGCCGAGAUGAUGGGUGAUGAUGCCAUGAGUCACUGCGAUGGUCAGUCGCGUUGUUUACCGUGCAGGCAGAGCAAUUGCGCAUGCGAGCCGCUCCCCAACGAUCUCAAGCCGGGUGUCGAUCUACUCUGUGAGGCCAUGGCCUCGUCCGACAAGGAACUGAAGGAUGCAGGCUUACCUGUACACGACGAUAAGGCCGUCUCGAGAAUCCGGUGGUUCGUUGACUAUCAGAUAAAGAAUAUGCGCUCUGGCGAACCUAUCAUGGCGGGAAACACCAAGGGGAUGACGGCUGUCGAGACCAAGGAGCAGUUUCUGUCUGCGUGGAAGGCUGUUGGGGAAUACAUCAGCAAGCACAGCUGA